AUGGACAUAGGAAGAAGGGCACUAAGCGAUGAGGAGUUUAGCAAUGCUUGGAUGACCAUAGAAAAGGAACUUCGGAAGCUUUCAUCUGGGGACGUGUGCAGUGCACUGGAGAUUUACAACAGCAUAUAUGUUAUUUGCACGUCUUCCACUCCAAGGCUUGAAAGCAAGUUGUAUUGGAAGAUAGGAGACUUUGUCUACAUGAAAGCUAGGGAGAUAAGAAGAGAAAUAUUUGAGGCCCGAGAUUGGAUUGAGGAAUACAACAAGGGAUUCCGGAAGUUCAAGGUGAUGGUGUUUGCCAUUGAUGAGCUGUGUGACUUCCUGAACGAGUGUGUGAAAGGAAGGACUAUGAGAGACCUUGGGUUUCUUCUGUGGGAAAGGUGUGUGCUUCAGCAAACGACGAAGUAUAAGCACACAACACUUGGAUUUGAGUUAGUGAAUCAAGAGAGAAUCGAGGUUGUUAAGGAAGCAAUCGAGUCUUUCCGACUGAUUGUUCCCGAUCUAAAGAAGCCUAUGCUUUACUACACACAGAGAUACGAGCAGUUUGCCCUCCAGAAGAUUGGGAGCAAGUACAUGGAGGAAAUUAAGUCUGCAUGCUCGGAGGUUGAAAGAUACUCGUUUUAUGUAAAGGAGAAGAUUUGGUACGAGAAAAGUAUUCGAGAAAAGAUAUUUCUUGAGGAAUCAUGGGAAAAGGUGGAGGAAGUGCUCGAGGAGGUGUUUAUACUAAACAAGAAGGAUUAUCUCUUUAACGAGAUCUAUGGGAUAAUGUCGAUGUAUAAACUUCCAGUUGAGAUUCUUGGAAAGGUUUUUAGAGGGGCGGAUCAUGACAAACACAGUUUUGAUUCUGGAGGCUACCGAACAAACGAUUUCUAUGAGCUACAGGGGGAAGAAGGGGCUAAAAAGUCUCACGGUGAUGUCUUUUUGAGGAAGAUGUCUGUUCUUUACAGGAAUCUGUCUGGACUCAAGUCUGCAUAUGAAAUCUUUAGAGAGGUGUUUACUCGAUAUAUAAGAGAAAUGAGUGAGAAGUAUAUGGAUAUAUACAGCAAGAGUAUUGAGACGCUUUAUAUUUUUCAUUGCAUGCUCAGACAUGUUGUAGAUAUUGGGUUUCUAGGGGACCAAGAGUAUUUCAAGAUACUGAAGAAAGAAUUUUCAGCCAGUUGCAUGAGACUGAAACCGUCUCUAGAGGCAAGGAUAUUAGAGUUUUCCGAGUGCAUUGUAGGAGAUAACAGCAACGUAUUCAAGUUUCUUGGUGAGGAGUUUGAAAGAAGCACGGCCAAGGGAAGCUUAGGGCUGCCGUUCCUAGGGUCUGGAGAUGCUUGUGAAGAUGGAUCCGAGCUCGGAAGAAGAUUUGAAGGAAAGAACGGGUUUCUGAGGCAGGUGUUUGGAACGUUGUAUAAAAUGGUGGAGAAUAAGCAUGUGUUCUAUGAGUUAUAUCUUUUGGGGCUUGGAAAGAGGUUACUGGAGAAAAGUCCUAACCUAUGCGAGGAGAGAAAAUUGAUUUCUUUAAUGAGGAGAAAGGGCAACCAGGAUUUUAUAAAAAAGGCGGAGGCCAUGGUUGCAGACAUAAGCAUUUCCCUAAGUUACAAUAAGGAUAGAGAUAGGUUUGUUUGGAUUCUGACACAAGCAUACUGGCCGCUACAAACAGAGAACUUGUUCAUCCAAAUUCCAGGACCUCUUGAAAUGAUAAGAAAAGUAUAUGAUUUGAAGUUCAAUAAAAAGAAGUUGCACUGGGCAUGGCAUUUAGGAAGUGUAUGCGUGGAGGUUGGUGGGGUUGAAAUCCAAAUGAAUGUUCCUCAGUAUUCCGUUAUUAAUCUCUUCAAUAAGUAUGAGCAAGUUGAUCUUGAGACUAUUCUGAGUUCCGUGAAGAUGGGGGCAAAGGUGGCAAACGAUGUCCUCAGGUCCUUAGUUGAGGGCAACCUCCUGGUUUGUAGUGGAGGUCUGUACAAGAUAGGAGAUGUGUCUAGUGCUGAGAAGGAUGUCCGAGGUUUGUAUUGUAGCGAGAGCAUCUGUAUGGCACAUGAAAUAGACAAGAAUGUGUAUUAUCAGUCUCUUGUAUCACGUUUGUUGAAGAAAAGAAAGAGGAUAGGUUUGGAAGAGAUAGCAAAGGAGAUUUUAUCUGAGCAUACUGAAAGGUUUGAGUACGAUGAAGCAAUCUUCUUGGAGGGGAUAAGAACCCUUGGAGAUAAAGGAAUCAUAGAGGACGUAGAAGAUGCUUAUGUCUAUCUGCCCUGA
This is a messenger RNA of Encephalitozoon romaleae SJ-2008, 2229 nucleotides long. RefSeq names its product E3 ubiquitin ligase subunit cullin. Gene Ontology annotation, biological process: ubiquitin-dependent protein catabolic process; protein ubiquitination. The transcript has a single exon. The record is from RefSeq and is a predicted model, not a curated record. Bases 1 to 2229 code for a protein of 742 amino acids. Gene Ontology annotation, cellular component: cullin-RING ubiquitin ligase complex. Gene Ontology annotation, molecular function: ubiquitin protein ligase binding. Lineage: Eukaryota; Fungi; Microsporidia; Unikaryonidae.